Molecule: messenger RNA, 2308 nt
Organism: Sus scrofa (pig)
Lineage: Eukaryota; Metazoa; Chordata; Mammalia; Artiodactyla; Suidae
Product: putative PWWP domain-containing DNA repair factor 4
Source: RefSeq, a predicted model, not a curated record
GCAGGGCGUGGGCCGGGGAGCGGGCCGGCCGGCCGGCAGGGCUCUGCCGCCCGAGCCGUGUGCCAUUGAAAGAGGGACGAUGGUCUGGUUCAAGUUUCAAAACCACCCGUUCUGGCCAGCCGUGGUGAAGAGCGUCAGCCCGGCAGAGCAGACCGCCAGGGUGCUUUUGAUCGAGGCCGACAUGCCCCGGGAGAGCAGCGGCAUCCGCGUCCCUCUGCGGAGGCUGAAGCCCCUGGACUGUGCCGGGCAGGAGAAGCUGCUGGAGCGAGCCCGGAAGGUGUACGGGCAGGGCGUGAACUGGUGUUUCUCCCUGAUCUCCCACUACCGAGACGGGCUGGGUCGCGGCUCCUUUGCGGGCUCCUUCCUGGACUACUUCGCCGCGGACUGCAGCUACCCGCUGAGGAGAGCCAUCCAGGAGGGCCCCCUGCGCGUGGACUUCCCGAAGGUGAACUACGCCGACCUGGAGGAUUCCGAGGACGAGGCCGCCCUGGGCGGGAGGAAGAUCCUCCCGGACCGCAUGCGGGCUGCCCGCGACCGAGCCAACCAGAAGCUGGUGGACUUCAUCGUGAAGAGGAAGGGGGCCGACCCCCAUCUCCUGGACAUCGUCAAAGGCAGGAAACGCUCCAGGUGGCUGGCAUCGUUUCUCAGGUCGGGCAGGUACGUGAUCUGCGUGGAGACCUACCUGGAGGACGACGAUCAGCUGGACGUCGUGGUAAGACACCUGCAGGACAUCUACCGGGAGAUAGACAGGAACGUGCUGGCUCUGACCCGGGACGACAAGGUGAGCUUCGUCCUGGAGGUUCUUCUGCCCGAAGCAAUCAUCUGCUCCAUCGCCGCCCUGGACGGACUGGACUACAAGCAGGCGGAGCAAAAGUACCUGCAGGGGCCCCCGUGCGUUACCGGGAGAAGGAGCUCUUUGACCGCAAGGUCCUGAGGGAGCUCAGCAAGAGGUCCGCCAGGAGGCUCAGGGCUAAAUGACUCUCCCCCUGUGGCGCCCCCCCCACCCCACCCCCGCCAGCUGAGCAGGGAGACCCCGCAGCCAUACCCUCCCUCCCUUCGUGUGGGCGGCCGCCCCGUCUCGAGGACACCCACGAUCCCUCCAGCCUCCCUGGCGCACACCCCCCUCCCGGAAGCCCCUGCCGAGGCCUCGCCAGCGUGCCCAAUUCCCCCUGGGUCCAUCCCGGCUGCUUGGGCCUGCCGGGGUCGCCUCCUUUCUCGGCCCCGGCCCCUCCCGCCACUGGCCUGUUCGCGCGCGGCUCGCUGACGCCUGCGCUCUCCUCUGCUGGCCCGCACGUCUACGUUUCCAGAUCUUUUCGGAAGCCUGCCUUGGACUAUUUUACAAUAGGACGCACGCUCCCUUACGUCUCGUCUCCGCAAGGCCCUGGGGUCGGCAACCAAGCCGCGGUGGGUGGCUUCUCACCUCUAGGCUCUGUUUUUACAGAGACGCCCUGUGGGCUGCCCGUUCUCUCCGUGACACACCGCACCGCCGGGAAGGACCGACCGACCCACCGACCUCCGACGGGAGUCCCGACUCUUCCCUGCCACGCUUGUCCGCCGGUGCGGCCGCCGACAGAGCUGCCUUCUCUCUACGCGGGCUACUGCAAAUGGCUCUCGGAAAAGCCACCGGAAACCCAAAGUGAUCCGACCACCUGCAGGUAGCCCACGGGCCAGUGCGGGUGACUGCAGCCUGGGCGUGCCCACAAGGCUUUGCCAGCCCGUGCAAGACUGCGGCCUCUCCCUUUCCCCGGGAGUCUGCUUGUGCGAGGAGCCCUUCUGCCACGGCUCCUUGGCUUCCCCACACAGACAGACUCCCAGCUCCCUUGCCCACUGGUGUCAGGGACAGGGCCCUCCACAGGUAGCCAUGUGUCCCCACGCGGAAGACCCCGGAGCCCUCGCACACACGCCGUCUAGCUCUCUGGACCUCGGAGUCCAGGCUGAUUGCUGGGAGCCCACCUACCCGGCAUCAAGUGCAGGAAAGCGGGCACCCUGUCCGGGCCCCGAGCCCCCUCAAAAGGCCCUCACUCCUCUCAAGCCAAGCUAGCUUGAUCUUUCGACUUCUCCAUUGACCAGCUCCCACGGGUUCCAGCAGUAGGGGGGCAGACCCCCGAGUCGUCGCAGGCUGCCUCGGCGGCGGUGGUAGCUGGACCAGGAGCCGGGAGCUGGGACCUGGGAGCUGGGACCUGGGUUUCGGGAAAGUCUCCAUUCAGCUAAGCACAGCUUUGGCUGGAAUUCGGUGAAGCCUAUGCCAUGGAGGGCUAAAUCCUGAAGUCCAAGAGCUGUUACCCUAACUUGAGACGACAUUCCUUUC